CUCUAGUUUCCGCAUGCAUUUCCUCGCCGACUGCCUCUCUUGCCCGCGCUCCCCUUCUUUCUUUCCAUUCCUUACUUCUCGGCUUCCCUGCAAGUUUAACCCCGCGCCGUCAACCGAGGCUGAAAUAGCGGCACCCGGCAUGGAAUCGAUCGAGGAACUGGCGCUCGGACCUUGCAUCGCCUCCCAAUAUUUGCGGCCUUUUCGCCUCCGAUACCGCCAGAAUGGUGUUUCAAAACUUUGGGAUUUCAUGAGGGCACAUGACAGCGUGGCCAUUCUUAUCUUCAAUAUUUCUCAGCAAUGCUUUGUUGUGGUGAAGCAGUUCCGUCCAGCUGUCUAUAUGUGUGAAAUGGAAGAACAAUGUCCUCAGUACUUUGAGAAUAAAACUGAAGAGAGCUGGUGCCCUCUGUCUGAUGUUUUGCCUGCUUCAAAAGGAAUAACAUAUGAACUCUGUGCUGGUAUUGUAGACCAGCCUGAGCUCUCUUUGGAAGAAAUUGCUUGCAAGGAAGUUUUAGAAGAAUGUGGCUAUGAAGUUCCUGUAACCAGCCUAAAAAGAAUCACUUCAUGCAGAUCUGGAGUUGGUUUGACAGGAUCAAAGCAGACAUUAUUUUACGCACAGGUAACUGAUGACAUGAAAUCUAGCGAAGGAGGUGGCCAGCCGGAGGAAGGCGAACUGAUUGAAGUUGUGGAAAUACCUCUGCAAGAUUCCAUGAAAUUUGCAUAUGAUGAGACUUUCCCUAAAACUAUGGGACUUAUCUUCAGUUUCAUGUGGUUCCAGUCCAACAUAGCACCAAAACUGCAAGAAAAAUAAUGCACUAAGAGAUUCUGGAGACAUGAAGCAAAAAGAUGGGACCAUAUUGGAAUCAAUCUUUCAGGACUGUCUAAUUCUUAAGUUUGUUAUAGCAAAGGUUCAUAAAAUUCAUAUGCUAACAGUGGCAGAUAAGUAACUCAAGUUUAAACAUGUUUUUCAGCCCAUAUUUUAUUUCUCAUAGAAAGAAUUUGAGGGAAAGAAGUUUGCAAUACAUAAAAGUUGCCCAGUUUUAUGAUGAGAACUAAUAGACAAACAUAAAUGGAUAAUUUAUCAUGAAAUAAUUGAAUGUUGUCAUGGAAAAUGUAAAAUCAAGAGAAGAAUUGGCAAAGGAUUACAAUUGUUAGUGGUUACUUUAUUUUCAGUUAUUAAAAAGAUUUAAAGUAGACAAAAGAAUUUGUGGUUCUGAACAUUGUAAGAAUGAGUUUGAAAUAGAAUUGUAAACAAUGAUGAGCACGCAAUUGCUAAAAUGUAUAAUAGAAUAUCUGUAGCUCAGGGUUGACCUGUGGAGUUUUUGGUGCUCUCUAAGAUUGGUGAUUUGCUUGCAGAUGUUUUAUUACUCAACUGCCCAACAUCAAUUACCCAACUUCAUCAAUGUUUGUGAGUGAGGUUUGCUCUGUUUACAUGCAGUAGCUUACUCUGCCAGUGUACAUAUAAAAUGUAUAAACAUUUACUAAAAUU
This is a messenger RNA of Notechis scutatus (mainland tiger snake), 1486 nucleotides long. RefSeq names its product nudix hydrolase 14 (gene NUDT14). The record is from RefSeq and is a predicted model, not a curated record. Gene Ontology annotation, biological process: nucleoside phosphate metabolic process; ribose phosphate metabolic process. Gene Ontology annotation, molecular function: metal ion binding; UDP-sugar diphosphatase activity. NCBI's taxonomy places the organism in Eukaryota, Metazoa, Chordata, Lepidosauria, Squamata, Elapidae.